Molecule: messenger RNA, 753 nt
Organism: Fraxinus pennsylvanica
Lineage: Eukaryota; Viridiplantae; Streptophyta; Magnoliopsida; Lamiales; Oleaceae
Source: the annotation of a GenBank genome assembly
AUGGAAGAAGAAGCACAAGCUAAGGUGGAUAUCUGGAAGUAUGUAUUUGGCUUUACUGAAAUGGCAGUCCUCAAGUGUGCCAUUGAGCUUGGAAUAGCCGAUGUCCUCGAAAGCCAAGAUGGUCGCCCCGUGACACUCGCGGAGUUGUCUUCCGCCCUCAGUUGCUCGCCUCCGAUUCUCUAUCGCGUUAUGAGGUUCUUGAUCCACCGCAAAAUCUUUAAGGAAAUUAGCUUCAACCAAGAAUCAACUGGUUAUGUUCAAUCACCCCUUUCGCGUCUUCUUAUGAAAAAAGGAGACAACAGCAUGGCUGCUUUUGUGCUGCUAGAGAGCAGCCCCGUGAUGCUUGCUCCGUGGCACGGUCUAAGUGCUCGUGCAUUAGCAACUGGGGCUUCGGCAUUCGUGGCUGCUCAUGGCGAGGAUGUGUGGUGCUAUGCAGCUGCAAAUCCUGCGCAUAGCAAGUUGAUUGACGAUGCAAUGGCUUGCCAUGCAAGAGUGGCAAUGUCAGCAAUAAUGGAGAAUUAUGUAGAUGUGUUCAAGGGAAUUGGGUGUUUGGUGGAUGUUGGAGGUGGAGAUGGGACCACUCUUGGGAUUUUGGUCAACAAGUGUCCUUGGAUUCGUGGAAUUAAUUUUGAUCUCCCUCAUGUGGUAUCUACUGCUCAAAAUUGGGAUGGUGUUGAGCAUAUUGGUGGCAACAUGUUUGAGAAAAUUCCAAAGGCUGAUGCUGCUUUCCUCAUGUGGGUAUUACAUGAUUGA